Messenger RNA from Astyanax mexicanus (Mexican tetra), 13344 nucleotides. It is a transcript of the gene obsl1b, whose product is annotated as obscurin like cytoskeletal adaptor 1b. NCBI's taxonomy places the organism in Eukaryota, Metazoa, Chordata, Actinopteri, Characiformes, Acestrorhamphidae. Gene Ontology annotation, molecular function: protein binding. The transcript has 38 exons. The record is from RefSeq and is a predicted model, not a curated record. The coding region runs from base 949 to 12084 and encodes 3711 amino acids.
CAGUCUCGCACACCACACGUGCAUACAGAUCCCCCACAGAUUUCACUGUUGAUUUUGAAAAUAUUUCCAGUAGGAACCGCUUAUUUAAUAAAAUCUUAAAAAGACCUUUCUGUAAUGACUGACAGUUCCCUAAAGAUCAUUUGUGUGGAACACUAGAACACAACUGCGUUAUUGUUAAUGACUGGUGCGUGUCUCUUUUAGAGAAACUACCUUUGGAAGACCAUGACAAGCAGUAAAAAACAAAGCACUUCUGUACAUGAAGUCUAAUGGCUUUGGAUGUGUCAGGAGGCUAGAAGGCUGCUGCCCUUCUCCUUAGGUUUUAUUGCAAGGUCUCAAGUAAGCCAAGUAAUCUGCCCUGGACAAGCCAUCCAAUCUAUCUUUAGCCCCCGCGAGCAAGUGAAUGGAGAGCCCGACUUAUCUUCACUGCUGUCAUCGGGACUGCCAGUAUUUUUAGGGGACAGCAGCAGCUGCAAAAGCAUUUAACGGUCUUCCACGAACAAUGACACUCGGGGUGUCUCAGGGCUGAACACCGCAGAGGUAGUGGGAACACUGUAGAGUACAGAGGGACGCUGUCAAACAGCAUUGAGGAAAACAACCAUUAUACCAGUGCGGGGCAGACAGAAGCCUGGCAAAAUGUACAGGUGAUGAGGAGUGGAUCAGCGGAAACUUUUGUGAAGUUGUUCUGAAGACCGCGUCUCGACAAAUCACACAGGGAUUUACAUCCAGAGCAGCGAAAGAAAACAGGAAGUGAGCAUCCAGAGGAGCAGGCCUUACUUUAGUGGCAGGAUCAGAGGCCUGGUGCGGAAUGUAUGUCUACAAUCAACCCUAAAGACCGUGGAGAGACACUUAACUAUUACUGAAACGGACAACGAAGAUCUCACUUCAGUGAGACAGAGACUGAAUGCCUGAAGCCUGUUGGGCUGUGGUGAGGCUGGCAAGCAAACAGAGAUGGAUGUGUUUGGUGGAGCACCGCGGUUCCUGGCCUACCCUCGUCCUGUGGUGGUGCAGAGUGGCACAGAUGCCGUCCUGAAAUGCCAGAUAGGAGGGGAUCCUAGACCAGCAGUUAUAUGGGAGAGGAACAAUGAGAAAAUCCACCCGGGGGGCAGAUAUCGCGUGUUUGAGGACGGUAAUGUCUACAAUCUCAUCAUUACUCUAGUGACUGCAGAGGACAGUGGCCAGUACAUAUGCAAGGCCAAGAACAGUAUCGGGGAGACUUAUGCUGCGGCAACAUUGAAAGUGGAAGGCGAGGCUCAGGAGAUGGAGCAGAGGGAGGAGAACAAGCCUCGUUUUCUCAUUAAACCCCUGUCUACGCGUGUGGGCCGAGGAGAAGACGCUGUGUUCUCGUGCAAGCUGUGGGGAAAUCCUAGGCCUGAGGUGGCCUGGGAAAAGGAUGGAAAGAAGCUGAAUGAGAUCUUUGAGAGCACACAUUUCAGUGUGGGAUACCAGGAUGGAGGAUGGUUCCAGCUAAAGAUUUUUAAGACCCGGGCACCUGAUGGAGGUGUCUACACAUGCAAGGCAAGGAAUGAGUUUGGUGAAAGUCUUGCUGGAGCUGUGCUGCUGGUGGAUGCGGGCCCGGGACAUGAAGACGAGGGGAACCGCAAUGGUUAUACCAAUGGCCACUGGAAGGGACAUCAAGGAAAGCCGAGGAGCGGCAGACCGAUUGCAGCGCGGCUAAAAGAUGAGCCUCUGCCAAACUCAGCCAAAGUGAAAAUGUUUGCGGUGACGGAGGGAAAACAUGCCAAAUUCCGUUGCUAUGUGACAGGCAAGCCCAAACCAGAAAUUAUCUGGAGGAAAGAUGGGAGAUUAAUCUUGUCUGGACGGAGGUAUCUACUGUAUGAAGACAGAGAGGGGUACUUCACACUGAAAGUCCUUUACUGUAAACAGCAGGACAAUGGGGUCUAUGUGUGUGCCGCCUCCAACACUGCAGGACAAACGCUGAGUGCAGUCCAUCUUUCUGUGAAAGAACCACCUGUAAGAUUCAAGCAACCACUCACUGACCUUCAGGUCUGGGAGCGGGACCUAGCCAUUCUUGAGUGUGAAGUACCGGAGGACUCUGUGCCCAUCACAUGGUAUUUGGAAGACAGGCGGUUACAACCAGGGGCCAAAUAUGGAAUGGAGGAGUGGGGUACAAAGCGGCGACUCACAAUUCGUGACAUUGGAGUUGAUGAUGAUGGCAUAUACUUAUGUGAGAUGCCGGAUGGAGGAAGAAGCAUUGCUGAGGUAGCUGUCAAAGGUACUAUUGUAAGAAAGCUACCAAGAAAAGUGGAUGUUCUUGAGGGAGAAAAUGCCGCAUUCUGUGUGGAAGUUGAAGAGGAAGAAAUGGACAUUCACUGGUACAAAGAUGGGGUAGAGUUAAGGGAGACACAUCAAACCAUUCUGAAGUCCUUUGGUAGAACUCAUAUUUUGGUCUUUGUCAAUACUACACCACAAGAUUCUGGCAUGGUCACCUUCUACGUGGGCAGAUCAAAGACAUCAUCUCAGCUAAGGGUGAAAGCUGCAAGGCACUGUCCACCCAGCUGCCCUAUAGGAGUGCAGAUAAACACAGAGCGUGCCAAUGCAGCGCUGCUGUCUUGGGUUCCAGCCCAGGACUCUCGGAAGAAUCCACCUUCUGGCUACAUCCUAGAGAGACAGGAAAUGGGCUCUCAGGAGUGGCUACAGUGCCUAACUACUGACUCAGCAACCUCAGUAGAGAUUCUUGGUGACAGUGUUCCCUGUGAGGCUGACUAUAGAUUCCGUAUUUGCAGUGUUAACAAGUAUGGAAGAAGUGGAUAUGUGGAGUUCCCUCGAGCAGUUCACCUUGUUCCUGUGGCCAAAAUACAAGCACCCCUACAAGAUGCCUUGGUGCCAGAGGGUCAAGAUGCCUGUUUUUCUAUUGAGUUGUCUGCAUCAGUCAUAGGCACUUGGUUCCUGAAUGGCAAUCAGCUCCAGGAAGAUGAGCGCUUUUCCAUCAGGCGUUCUCGUACACACCAAUCCCUUCGUAUUCGGGGGGUACGAGACACUGACAACGGAGCUGAAAUUACCUUCAUUGCUUAUGGAAUUCGAGAUUCAGCAGCUUUGUAUAUACAAGCUCCUUUGGUUAAAUUUACUCCCCUCUCUGAAAUGGACCGAAAUAAGUUUGUGGAAGUUGGCAAUCCAAUUGUGCUGUACUGUGAGCUGUCUGAUCCCGAAGCCUCAGUCCGCUGGUAUAAGAACGGCGUUGAGCUGCACUCAAUCGAAGGUCUUCACAUCCAGUCAGAGGGAACAAUGAGGAGAAUUGUCAUUCAGUCAGCUGAGUUCUCCCAUUCAGGAGUUUAUAGCUGUGAUGCCAUUGAUGAUGUCAUCAGGUUUAAUGUGGAAGUUGAAGCCCCACCUGUGAGAUUCACAGUGCUUCCAGAGGCUGAGAGAAACAAGUCGAUUGAAGCUGGCUGUCCGAUUGUACUUCAGUGUGAGCUCUCAGAUCCGAGUGCCCAGGUCUCCUGGUACAAAGAUGGAGCAAAACUCCUGCCACAGAGUGGACUAGACAUCCAGUGUGAUAGCACUCAGAGGACACUGGUAAUCCAAAAGGCUGAAUUUUUCCAUUCUGGGGUGUACAGCUGCAAGACAAAGGGUGCUGCAGUCCAGUUCAUUGUGGAAGUUAAAGCUCCACCGGUGAGGUUCUCAGCUGUCCCGGGCAUUGAGAGGAGAAAGUGUGCUGAAGCAGGCUGCACCGUUGUUCUGCAGUGCGAGAUAUCAGACUCAACUGCACAAGUCCACUGGUUCAAGGAAGGGAAGCAAAUUCUCGUAGAAUCUGGAGUAAUCAUCCAAUCAGAGGGCUGCAUGCGGAGAAUAAUCAUUCAGACAGCAGCCCUGUCUCACUCUGGUGUGUACAGGUGUGCAACAAAAGAUGACGCCGUCGAGUUUCAUGUGGAGAUCAGAGCUGUACCAGUGCGGUUCUCGGCUGUUCUGGAAAACGAGAAGAAAAAAUGCAUUGAAGCCGGCAGCCGUUUUGAGCUCCGCUGUGAGGUAUCAGACCCUACAGCCCACGUCCGCUGGUACAAGAAUGAAACAGAGCUCCUAUCAGAGACUGGCUGGGGCACUGAAGCUGAGGGCACGCUGAGGAUGUUGGUAGUCCAGUCAGCAGAUCCCAGUCAUUCGGGAAUUUACCGCUGCAACACGUCUGACGACUCUGUCCAGUUCUCUGUGGAUAUCAAAGCUCCACCAGUGAUGUUCUCAGCCUUCCCAGAGGCUGUGAAGAACCAGCUUUUUGAAGCAGACUACCCCACUGAUCUACACUGUGAGAUCUCAGACCCACCAGCCAAGGUGUGUUGGUACGAGGAUGGAGUAGAGCUCAUCUCAAAAAGUCAACCUCAAAUCAAAAGGAAGGAUUCCAGAAGGACACUAGCUGCUGCCAAGACAGCACAGGCUUCCGAGUCUGGACACUACGACUGUGUGAGAAAGGAUGAUGUCAUCCAGUUUAAUGUGCAAGAUGAAGCUUCACCUUUGGAACCGCUAGAGGCUCAAGAUGUUGAGAAGAACACAGAUAUUGAAGAAAGCAUCCCCAUUGCAGUACAGUAUGAAAUCUUGGAUUCUAUUAAGUGUGGCUACCAAGAGAUGGUACAAAACGAUGAUGAGAUGCUGCAUCAAGAUGGAUUUGAAUCAGAGCCUCAAAUUAAAUCAGAAGAAUCAAUUAGACCUUUAAUCAUCAAAUCAUCUGAGACACCUUACACUGGAGAAGAGAGACCAUGGACAUCAGAUGAUCCCAUCCAGUUUAAUGUGGACAAAGCCGAGCUGUCUCACUCUGAGGUGUACAAGGGUGAGAUCUAUGAUGACUCUGUCCAGUGCACUGUGGAUAUUAAAGCUGAUUCCCUGAGGUUCACAACGGCCCCUGAAGUUGCGAAGAGCGAAAUCACUGAGGAAAGAUGUCCAGAUCAAGUUGAGCCUAUGAUAUCUGAUUCCUCUGCCCAAGUAUGUGGCUACGAAGAAGAAUGGCAACAGCCCCAAAAACCGAUCAACGCGAAAGCUGAGUGCCUUUACGAAGAAGACCGAAGUCCCUUCGGAGUGCAAGAGAUUCGUACGGAUGAUGUUUUAGCAUUUAAGGUGGAUCGUGAAGCUCCAAAGAUGAAUUUCUCAACUACUCAAGAAGUCCCGGACAACGUGCCCCCUGAAGCGGAAUGUCUCAGAGUACCGAAUGAGAUCUCUGAGAAGAAGCCUCCUGAAGUGGACUGUCUCAGUGUACUGAAAGAUAUUGUUGAGCAGAAGCACCAUGAAGAAGACUGUUACAGUGUACUAAAUGAGAUAUCCGAGAAGAAAACUCCUGAAGCAGACUACAGCAGAGAACUGGAUGAGAUCUCUGAGCUCAAACUUUCUGACGUGGACAGUCUCAUGGCACAGAGUGGGAUCUCUGAGCUAAAACUUUCUAAUUUAGACAGUUUCACAGUACAGAGUGAGAUCUCAGAGCUGAAACUUUUUGACUCAGACAGUCUCACAGUACAGAGUGAGAGCUCAGAGCUGAAAUUUUCUGAUCCAGACAGUCUCACAGUACAGAGUGAGAUCUCAGAGCUAAAAUGUUCUGAUCCAGACUAUCUUAGAGUACAAAGUGAGAUCUCAGAGCUGAUACCGUCUGACGAAAACAGUCUCACAGUACAGAGUGAGAUCUCAGAGCUAAAACUUUCUCACCCAGACUAUCUUAGAUUACAAAGUGAGAUCUUAGAGCUGAAACCGUCUGACGAAGACAGUCUCACAGUACAGUGCGAGAUCUCUGAGCUGACACAUUCUGACCCAGACUAUCUUAGCGUACAGAAUGAGAUUUCUGAGCAGAAACUUUCAGAAACAGACUCACUCACAGUACAGUGUGAGAUCUCUGAUCAAAGGUCUCAUGAAGCAGACUACCUCAGAGUACUGAAUGAGCCCUUGCAGUGGAAGCAUCCUGAAGCAGACAAUCUCGAAGCACUAAAUGAGAUUUCAGUACUUCCUCCUGAAGCAGACAUGCUUGGAGUAUGGAACAAGAUCUCUGAGCAGAAACCUCCAGAAGCAGACUCUUUUGGAAUAUGUCAUAAGAUCUCUGAGCAGAAAACUGCUCAAACAUACUGUCCAAAAGAACUCAAUGAGACCUCUAAGCAGAAUUCUCCUGAAACAGUCUGUCUCAGCCUCUUAAAUGAGACCUCUGAACGGAAGGCCCAAAUCGGUGGGCAUGAUGAAAUGUCAAUAAUCCACCAACAAGACUGGACAAACAUAAAGUCUAAUCUCACCUCAGAGAAACAGUUUGCUCAGUUAUCAAACAUACCUCACAAAGAGGUGUACAGAGCUGAGACAAAGGAUCAGUCUAGGACGUAUCAACACAAAGUAAAAGCACCUGCAUUUAAACCGGUGAAAUUUGCACCACUACCUGAGACUGCCAGGCACAAGACCACUGAGUGUGGCAUGCCUCUAGUACUGCAGUGUGAAAUAGCAGACCCCGAAGCUCCAGUGUCUUGGUACAAGGAUGGAAUACAACUUCAGAAUAAAAACGGAAUAGUGAUCCAGUCAGAGGACUGCAUACGGAGAGUGGUUAUCCCAACAGCAGAGCUCUGGCACUCAGGAGUAUACAACUGCGAGGCAAUGGAUGAUGUCAUAAAAUUUAAGGUGUAUGUCAAAGCUGCACCGCUGAAAAGUCCAACAAUUCCUGAAGCUGCACCGCUGAAAAGUCCAACUAUUCCUGAAGCUGCACAGCUGAAAAGUCCAACAAUUCCUGAAGCUGCACAGCUGAAAAGUCCAAUUUCUGAAGCUGCACCCCUGGAAAGUCCAAUUCCUGAAGCUGCACCACUGAAAAGUCCAAUUUCUGAAGCUGCACCAAGGAAAAGCCCAAUUUCAGAAGCUGCACCACUGAAAAGUCCAAUUCCUGAGACUGUACUACUGAAAAGUACAACAAUUCCAGAGGCUGCACCACUGAAAAGUCCAACAAUUACAGAGGAUGUACUACUGAAAAGUCCAACAGUUCCUGAGACUGGUAAAAACGAAAUAAUGGCAGAUGAAGGAGACUCCGUCACCUUUCCACAAAGGGAGAAUUUAAAUUCAAAAGCUCAGGUCUGCUGGUACAGCGAAGAAGAAAACUGGCAAAAAUAUCCAACAGUCAGCCAAUCAAGAGAUACAUUGAGUACCUUUGAAGGUACUUUAAGAAGUCAUUGGGCUGAGCUGCCUGACUCUGGAGUUUACAGUUGUGAGACAGAGGAUACUGACCACCAGUUUGCUGUGGAUCCACCAGUCAAGCUCUCCGCUGUCACUGAAGCUCAGAGGAAUAAAUGCGCUGCAGUUGGAGACCCCUUUGAACUACAGUGUGAGGUCUCAGAUGCUGCUGCACAGGUUUGCUGGUACAAAGAUGGGGAUGAGGUGCUGUCUCAAGCUGGAGUUGUGAUACUGUCUGAGGGUACGAAACGAAAACUCUCUGUAAAUUCAGCUAAACUGUCUCACGGUGGAACUUACAGCUGCAAGACAGACUCUGAUGCCAUCACGUUCAACGUGGAAAUCAAAGUGCCAUCACAGAGGUUCAGACCAUUGUCAGAGAUGGAGAGGAGCAUAUGCAUUGAAGUAGGCUCACCAAUUGUUCUGAAAUGUGAGAUUUCAGACUCUGCAGACCGGGUUUCCUGGUGGAAAGAUGGCAAAGAGCUCUCCCCCAAAAAUGAUCUUAAUAUCCAAAGAGAUGGAAAUUUGAGGAAAUUAACUAUUCAGUCAGCCAAGCUUUCUGACAGUGGACACUACACCUGUGGUACUCCUGAUGAUGCUGUGUCAUUCAGAGUGGAUGUUCAAGUUCCUCCCACAAGGUUCUCUGAACUUCCAGAAGUGGCAAAGAACAAGUUCAUUGAAGCAGGCUGCCCUAUUAUACUUCAGUGUGAAAUCUCUGACCCAGCUGCCCAAGUUUCCUGGCUCAAAGAUAGAGUACCACUCCUCCAACAGACUGGCCUUGACAUCCAAUCAGAGGGCACCAUGAGGACAAUGAUCAUCCAUUCAGCUGAGCUCGAACACACGGGAGUGUACAGCUGUGAAGCUAGGAAUGAUCACAUAGCAUUCAAGGUGGAUGUUGCAGCACCUCCGGUGACAUUUGUCUAUAUCCCAGAGGAAGAGCUCCACAGAAAUAUUGUGGAACAGGACAGUCUGUCCCUUUGUUGUGAGGUGUCCAGGUGUGAUGCCGCUACACAGUGGUACAAGGAUGGAGUUGAAAUACAGUCUAGUGACAGAGUCUUGAUAGAGACAGAAAACACCAUACGAAAACUGAUUAUUCAGUCAGUUCAGCUGUCUGAUGCUGGGGUGUACACUUGCCGUGCAGGAGACAGUGCCUUAAUAUUCAAGGUUAAUGUAAGAGAGCCCCCUGUAAUGAUAGUUUAUCCCAAAGAAGAUGUUCAUCUUGAUCGUCACGUUCCAGAGGAAAUAGUCCUCAGCUGUGAACUUUCUCGCCCAAAUGGAAAAGUGACUUGGCUCAAGGAUGGACAGAAACUUCAAGAAAGUGAAAAUAUAAAGCUGAAGACAGAAGGCCCUUACAGGAGACUGAAGAUUCUUCAUGGCAGAGUUGAAGAUUCUGGAGAAUAUGUCUGCGACACUGCUGAUGACUCAAAGUUCUUCCAUCUCAGCAUAAAAGAACCCCCAGUGCGCAUAGUUUCUCCAAGCCAGUCUCAAAUGGAGCUUUGCCAGCAAACGUCAGAGAGGAUGGUACUGAGUUGUGAAAUUUCAAGACCCAACGCUUCAGUGCGCUGGUAUCGUGAUGGACUCGAGGUAGAAGAGAACAACAACCUAAUCCUGGAAGUCGAUGGUGUUUACAGGAGACUCAUAAUACCAGAGACAACAGUAAAUGAUUCUGCAGAAUACGUGUGCGACACAGCUGAUGACUCUGUGACAUUCUUUGUUAAUAUUGCAGAACCACCAGUGCGAUUUAUUCGUCCAAGAAAAAUGGCCUACGAAGUUGAGAAAUACGUUGGAGACACAGUGCUGCUUGACUGUGACGUGUCCAGAACAAAUGCUGAAGUCAGCUGGAAAAAGAAUGGGGAAGAGAUUGAAGAGAACAGUAACAUAACCAUCACUGAAGAUGGCAGUAGCCGACAGCUGACGAUUCAUUCAGCAGAGCUUAAGGAUGCUGGCAAAUAUGUCUGUGACGCUAAAGAUGACGUCAUGGAUUUCCAUGUGAAAUUACUUGAGGCCCCUCUUACAUUUCUGCGAAAAGCAGAUAUAGCUACAGACAGACACAUACUGGUAUCAGAUGCUAUUGUGCUGAAGUGUGAACUCUCCAGAACAAAUGGCGUAGUCCACUGGUACAAGGACAAUGAGAGUAUUGCGGGUAAUGAGCAUUUCAUCUGUGAAGAAGAAGGAGCAUUCAGAUCUCUGAUCGUUUUGAAUGCUGAGAUCAAGGACUCUGGGGAAUACGUUUGUGAUGCGAAAGAUGACAAGGUUGCGUUCAGUGUCACUGUGAAAGAGGCACCAGUCUCUAUACUAGGAAACUCUGGGAACCCAGAACACUACACACUGGUUGCAGGGGAUGAGCUGAUUCUUGAGUGUGAGGUGUCUCGAGAGAAUGCCAAUGUUCAGUGGCUCUGCAAUGGCAGGGUUCUGAAUGCUGACUCAAGAACACAUAUUGAAAGCAGAGGCAGAAUGAGAAAACUUGUACUCUCAAACCUUUGCGUUAAGGACUCGGGAGAAUAUGUCUGUGAUGCCACUGAUGACAAAAUGACAACCAUAGUGAAAGUUCAAGAGAUACCAUUCCAGUUCAUCAAGAAGGAAGAAAGAGCAAACAUUGCUGCCUACGAAGAAGACAGUGUAACACUCUGCGCUGUGGUUAACAGGAACAAUGCCCGAGUUCAGUGGCGCAAAGAUGGUGAUCGAAUUAGAGGUGAUCGAUUUUGUACCACAAGUGAUGGCCAUAAUCAUUACUUGACCAUAAAUCCCCUGAAAAGGUCUGAUGCUGGGGAAUACAUGUGUGACGUGGGCACAGAUCAGACCAACUUCACUGUCCAUGUGAAAGAUAUGAAGGUGAAAUUCUCCAAGCCGCUGGACGAUACAGUGGGGAUUAAGAACAGUGAUGUGGUUUUAAAGUGUGAGCUCUAUAAGUCCAAAGGAGAUGUCCAGUGGCUAAAAAACAACAAAGAGAUUACACCAAGCCGACACUUUACCAUCAGGGCCGAUGGGAGAGAGAGAAGUCUCACAAUACACAAUGUGACAGAUGAUGAUGAAGGAGAAUAUGCUUGUGAAUCUAAAGAUGAGAGAACAUCUGCAACAGUUGUGGUUAAAUCCCCUCGGAUUGUGGAGUUCAUAGCUGAGUUACACAACGUUACGGUUAUGGAAGGAGAGGAUGCCACAUUUAAGUGUGUAGUGUCCCCAGAAGAUGCGAUGCUGGUCUGGUGUAUGAAUGGCUGGCCCAUUACAUCAAGUGAGAGGUUUAAUAUCUCAAGUAAUGGACUGUGCCAUAUGCUGCACAUCAACAACUGCCAAGUAUCGGACAGCUGCAAGCUGACAGCCGAAGCCGAAGGCGUGAUAUCCAAAGCUAUCCUUCAGGUUCAAGAGGCGCAGGUUAUGUUCACAAAGCAAAUGGAAUCGGUGGUGGUGGAGGAGUACGGGGAGGCGACUCUGGAGGUGGAGGUGAGCCUGGAAUGUGGGGAAGUGCAGUGGAUGAGACAAGGCGUAGUCAUACACCCGGGGCCCAAGUUCACCCUGAAGCAGAGCGGCCAAAAACGCUCCCUCACAAUCCGCAAGCUUGCCCUUUCUGACCGGGGCACGUACAGCUGUGAGACGCUCCACGACCGCACGCAGGCCAAGCUCGGCGUGGAACCACGGAAAGUUAAAAUACGCAAAGGAUUGAGUGAGCUCCAAACUUUUGAGCGUGAGACGGCAUCCUUCGAGGUGGAGCUCUCGCACAGCAACGUGGAAGGGGCGUGGCAAAAGGACGGGAGUCGCCUGAAAAGCAACAACCACUAUCGCAUGACUGCCAAAGGCCGUAUCCACAGCCUAACUAUCUCCAACCUGUCUCUGGAGGACAGUGGCGCCUACACAUUCUCUGCUGAGAACGCACGAUCAUCCGCCAGACUCACUGUUAAAGAGACACCAGUAUCCAUCCUAAAGAAAUUGGAGGACAGCAGAUAUCCAGAAGGCACUGGAGUUACGCUUGAGUGUGAGCUGUCCAGGCAUAAUGUGGAUGUUAAGUGGACAAAGAAUGGAGUCGAGCUUAAGCCAGGCAAGAAUCAUCGUAUAUACUCCAUGGGGAGGAAGCGCUUCCUGCAGAUCUUAAAAUGUGAACUGGGUGAUUCGGGUGUAUACGUGUGUGAUGCUGGAGAUGCCACUACUUCCUGCUCCUUGGAAGUCUACGAGAGGGAGCUUGAAGUGUUGCAGAGUCUAGAAGAUCUGGAUAUUCAGGAGGACCAGAAUGCUGUGUUCAUGUGUGAAGUAUCCCUGGAUGAUGUACCAGGAGAGUGGUUUAAGAAUGGAGAGAAAAUCAAACCCACCAGCACCAUCAAAAUCCGACAGGAAGGAACCAAGCACUUCCUCCUCAUGUGCAACGUUAAAGGAGACGAUUCGGGUGAGAUCAAAUUCGUCGCCAAGAACAUUGAGUCUAUUGCCUAUCUUGACGUGGAAGAACUCCCUGUGAACAUAGUGAACCCGCUGCAAGAUAAAACAGCUUUGGAGAAGACCCGUGUCAUACUGGACUGCACGGUUUCUAAUCCUCGAUGCAGCAUCCGCUGGUAUAAAGGCAGCAAUGUCAUUCUGCCCUCAGAGCGCUUUGAGAUUUGCAGCGAGGGCUGCUAUCGUAAGCUUGUCAUUCAGCAGGUGGCACUGGAGGAUGAGGGCACAUAUAGUGUCCAGGUGGGAGAUUACACCUGCUCAGCAAAACUCACAGUGGAAGCUCAGUCCAUCCUGAUGGUACAGGAUUUGCAGGAUGUGGAGGUGACAGCGCCAGAGGAGGCCUGCUUUGCGUGUGAAGUCUCUGUGCCUGUUAAGACUCCUGUUUGGACUCUGAAUGGAGAAGUCCUCCAGCCUGGCCCCAGAGUUCUUGUGGAGAAAAUGGGGACUGUUCACCGGCUCACCCUGAGGCAGACAUCAGAGGACAUGAGUGGUGUGGUGGAGUUUGUUUCAGGAAAAGCCAAAAGCACUGCACAACUGCGAGUUAAAAAGUAAAAACGUGAAAUUACACCUGAGAGACGUGGAACCAUCUUGCAAUUACUGAAACUGAUGCCUUGAAGACAGAGAGUGAAGACGUAUUCGUCUGUUCUUUAACGGCUCAGUGAGUGAGGGGUCUGGGUUUAACCCUCCUGUAAUGUUGGCCUGUAACUGUUAGGAAUCGCAGUAAUGUUCCCCAGUCACUUAGUGCACAUUCAACCAAAAGUAGGUGAAAAGCAUAAUUUCUUCAUAAUCAUUGUCUAACUAAAUUCAUAUUAAUUUAAGAAGUAUUAAGUGUAAUUAUUUCAGAUAUCUUACAGGUUUACUUAUAAAUAAUUAUAUUUUUCGCAAUAAAUAUUCGCGAAAAACUAUUAAUUGCCAAAAAAAACUGCACAUCCAACACUUUUUAUUAGAAUAUUAUUUGCCCCUGCAGCCCCUAAUUUUAAGUUUUAAUCAUUUGCACUAAUAAACCCAGCCAAAAUGUAUCAUGCCUUAAUUAAUAUUUUCUCUAUAUUUUUAAACAUUUUAAUGUUUAAUCAACAUAACAGGAGGGUUAAAAUGAUAUCUUGAGUUUAGAGAAUUUGCUUAUGUAGGCCUACAUCCACCCAGCCAGUCCAAAAGAUUUGCACUGAUCAACAAAACUGUAAUUCUAUAUUUCAGUGUAAAUUAAACAAUAUAAUAUUCUCCCUAUACCACGUUUACUGUUAGCUUUUGUGAUUGUAUUGGCAUUUACACUACUGUCAGUUUGUUAUAUAUUAUUUUUAUUAGUUUUGAGCAUUGUAAAUGUCAGCGGACGAAGGUUACCAUGCCAAGAAGAAUCUGUGACAUUAAGAAAACUUAAAUUUGUUGUGAAGUAAGUAUUUAAUUCCUUUAAAUGUUUGUCUAUUGUCCUUUGUAUAGAGACCCUUUUUCUAAAUAUUAUUUUUAGUGGAAUGUAGGUUAAAGGGAUACUGAGAGGCAUAGAGUUACAGAAGUGAGGAAAAACAGCACAGGGCCAAAAGGUUAUUAUAGGAAGGCUUAGUUCUGGAUGCUUGUGUCAUCACAUACAUGACAGUGAGUCAGCAUUAUCUGUUAAAUCAACAUAUUUAUCACACCAGUAGGGGGACUGUGUCAUUAACAAAUAAACAAAUGUUUUCUUGAGCAGUUGAGCCUGUUGCUUCAUUCAUAUUUAUUUUACUGGGCUUCACCUGCUGUUUCUAGUAGGCAGUAGUGUUGUUUACUUGUGUACUGUUUACUAGUUAUAGAAACAGCUGUCAAUAAAAUAAGCUUUACUCGUCA